Messenger RNA from Lolium rigidum, 872 nucleotides. RefSeq lists its product as uncharacterized. The transcript has a single exon. The coding region runs from base 120 to 611 and encodes 163 amino acids. Lineage: Eukaryota; Viridiplantae; Streptophyta; Magnoliopsida; Poales; Poaceae. The record is from RefSeq and is a predicted model, not a curated record.
AUAAAAUCCUACCCUCCCACAACAGCAGCAACCAGAUCCAACAAAGACCAAAACAAGCCCCAGCAAACCAUCGUUGAAUCCGAGUUUGCUUCGAGAGUUCCAUUAGCCAAUCCGCCGAGAUGGGUUCGCAGGCGAUCGAGAAGAACCGGGAGGGCGCGGAGGUGUACCACGGCGCGGCGCUGUGCGCGGAGAAGGCGGUGGAGCUGCUGGCGGAGACCAACAUGCCGCUGGGCCUGCUCCCGCUCGCCGACAUCGAGGAGGUGGGCUACAACCGCGCCACCGGCUUCGUGUGGCUGCGCCAGAAGAAGGCGCUCACGCACACCUUCAAGCAGAUCGGCCGCCAGGUCUCCUAUGCGGCGGAGGUGACGGCCGUCGUCGAGGACAGGAAGAUGAAGCGCAUGACGGGGGUCAAAAGCAAGGAGAUGCUCAUCUGGGUCACGCUCUGUGACAUGUACAUCGACAAGGACGACCCUACCAAGAUCACCUUCAAGACCCCCACGGGACUCGGCAGGACCUUCCCCGUCUCAGCAUUCGGGAAGGAUGACGACGGCAAGGCCAAGGCGCCCGCAGCCGCUGCAGCGGCUGACGCCGAGGCCGCCGUGGCAAAGUAAUAAGGAGGCGAUCGGCAUACGAAGUUUCGAGAGUUCUCAAGCUGGAGUAUUACUUUGCUAUGAUCUGUUUUUAAUAAACAAAUUAUUACGUAUAAGGAUGUAAAAGCAACUCCAGCAAAAAUGCUAAAUUUGAAAUUGUAAAUCCGCGAAUACAGUUUACAGAAAACGCGAAUACAGGCUCAAUCGGAUGCAGCGGAGAUCAGAAACCAUACUUGGAAUUGAGAAAUUCAAAAAACUAAAUCGCAUGAAUUUUUAUAAUGA